AUGAUCAGGAAAAGUGCAAACACAACAUUAGUUCAGUGCAAGGCAAGGAGGAAAAAUAACGAUGAUGAUGAUGAUGAUGGGGAAUUAGCCCCAAUUGUCCACACCCUCAUCUGCGUGGGGACACAAUGGCGUGGCGGGUCUGAUGUUAUGUGCCCCGGAUCAUCAUCAUCAUCCUCGUCAUCAUCAUCAACACAACCAACGGCCGGACAUAUCAACGAUGUGUUUCAAGCAUUUGGAAUGUCACCAGAGUUCUCAGUUUUAGUAGCUCUGUUGACGGCAACAGUUAUUGGGAUGUUGGUCCUGUCAGCCGGCCUCUACAUUAUGAGAAGUGAAAUCUUAACAUCCAAGAUACCAGUACGGACCAUGGGUGCAAAUAUAAUGGGACGAGUUUUACUAAAGUUGAUUCUCAAAUUGUUUGAUUAUUUGAAAGAUUGCUUAAUAUUCGAAUGA
Helobdella robusta is the source of this 450-nucleotide messenger RNA. RefSeq lists its product as hypothetical. The transcript is spliced from 5 exons. Bases 1 to 450 code for a protein of 149 amino acids. The record is from RefSeq and is a predicted model, not a curated record. NCBI's taxonomy places the organism in Eukaryota, Metazoa, Annelida, Clitellata, Rhynchobdellida, Glossiphoniidae.